UAAUUUUCCUCAGCUUGUGUGAAGCCGAAAUUCGUAGCUCAGCAGAUAUAUUGAUCAUUUGGAACUUGGAAUAUCAAAAUAAAGAAAAUCAUAACAGAUCGAUUCAUUCUGCAAUCAGCUGAUCAUUCUAGCAGAAGAGAGUGUGGCGCCAGUGUGGCGCGCUUCAAACAAACACGACGCGGCACUCGUCGAGGCGCGCCGCUCGUUGUUGUCAGUUUGCGCUGAACUGUGAGGUCGUGUGGGUGUUUGGUAAAAGCUGUUGGGGGAGCUAAGUGUUGGUUUUGUAUUUGGUGUCUGCACUCUCAUUAGUUCAGGUCACCAUGUCGGCCGACAGCGAGCUGAGUGCCGUCCUGAACCGCCGCUGCCAGAUCAACGAUGAUUUGGACGCCGGCAAGCAAGUGAAAAAAGUUCUGAAAGUCUUCAACCCGUACACCGAGUUCCCAGAGUUCUCCAGGAAAGAGAUCAAAGAAUACGAACGGAUCUUCAAAAAGUAUGAUGUCGGCAAUGACGGCUACCUGGACCUGGAGGAGCUGAAGAAGAUGAUGGAGAAGCUGGGGGCGCCGCAGACUCACAUCGGCCUGAAGCAGAUGAUUAGGGAGGCGACGGAUGACGAGGCCGUCCACAUGAUCAGCUUCAGAGCGUUUCUGACCGUGUUCCGGAAGGCGGCCGCCGGAGAGCUGCAGGCCGACUCUGGUCUCAGUCAGCUGGCCAAACUCACAGAGAUCAGUGUCGAGGAGGUAGGCGUGGCCGGCGCCAAACAGUUCUUCCAGGCCAAGAUCUCCGAGCUGGAGCGUGACAAGAAUUUCCUGGCCGAGAUCCGCCGUGAGGAGGAGGAGCGUCAGCGCCUGGAGCAGGAGCGUCGCGAGCGCAAGGCCGAAUUCAAACAGCGCGCCGCACUCUUCAACCACGCCUAGUAAAGGUGGCGCCACCAGCGCGAUCAAACUGGGUAAAGGCGGCGCCACUGUCGACGAAAGUCAGUGGGUGAGACGGACUGCUGAAAGGAUGCAUAUCUGCCAUAUGUGAGGAGAUGUUGACUGCCAGGAAGGUCGAGUGCAGUGUUGCCAGUGAGGGAGAUCGUUUAUUGUGUUCGGAAUGGUUCAGUGUAUAAUAGCUGGCCUUGCUGCGAUCUUAGCGUGCCGUUGAUGAGAUUUUAAACACGUUUUAAGCCUCUUCCUUUCUCUGUCCAUUUCCAUUUGCUGUGUUCUUUGGUGUUCAGCUGAGAUUUUAAUAAAAGUAUUUCUGUAUAUUUUUGUGUCGGUAGCCUAGACUAAGUCGUCGUCACUGCGUGAGUGGAACAAGUACGUGUACGCGUGUGAGUGAACGCCGUGUGUGUACGCUAGGGCUGGUUAGGCUGUUCGUUAGUGAGCCUGGGUCGAGUCGGCCUAAAAGUAAUGUUUAGCUAGGCUGAUCACAGAGCUCCAUCACUUAGAGGCCAGCUUCCAGGUCCUGUGGUCUCGGGGACCGAGUAGGGACCAGGAUCAGCCGAGCCCGUGGCUUUGGAGGUUUUCGGCGAGCUGAUGUAGCCGUGAGCCACACGUAUUUCUGGACAUAUCGUUCAUAUUCGCCGCUCAUACCGAUCCAUGGCCCGGCUGUAGCAUACUAGCGUGUCUGUAGAGCACUGUGUGAGAGCGCUGAGCUGUUGGAGAUGUGACAUAUGUUAGCUACGUUCAUGUGAUAUCCGUUGCUGCGCUAGUGUUCAGAGCCUUGAACCUUCCAGCGUGUCGAUCAAAUACAAACAUGUGUACCGUU
Molecule: messenger RNA, 1749 nt
Organism: Amphibalanus amphitrite
Lineage: Eukaryota; Metazoa; Arthropoda; Thecostraca; Balanomorpha; Balanidae
Product: EF-hand domain-containing protein D2 homolog
Exons: 5
Coding region: 321-914 (197 amino acids)
Molecular function (GO): calcium ion binding
Source: RefSeq, a predicted model, not a curated record